This is a messenger RNA of Ctenopharyngodon idella (grass carp), 1387 nucleotides long. It is a transcript of the gene rchy1, whose product is annotated as ring finger and CHY zinc finger domain containing 1. The coding region runs from base 44 to 853 and encodes 269 amino acids. The record is from RefSeq and is a predicted model, not a curated record. NCBI's taxonomy places the organism in Eukaryota, Metazoa, Chordata, Actinopteri, Cypriniformes, Xenocyprididae. Gene Ontology annotation, molecular function: ubiquitin protein ligase activity; zinc ion binding. The transcript has 8 exons. Gene Ontology annotation, cellular component: nucleus. Gene Ontology annotation, biological process: protein ubiquitination; ubiquitin-dependent protein catabolic process.
GUUAAGGACUGUUAAAUAAAGUUUUCUCGCAUUUGAAUGAAACAUGGCCGCCACUGAAGUCGGGUGUGAGCAUUAUGUUCGCAGCUGUUUGUUAAAAGCGCCCUGCUGUGGGAAGUUUUAUGUUUGCAGACUCUGUCAUGAUGGUGAAGAGAACCAUCAAAUGGACCGAUUUAAGGUCCGAGAAGUCAAAUGUGCAGCGUGCAAUACUAUUCAAGAGGCUCAACAGACGUGUAAAGAAUGUGAAGUGAAGUUUGGCGAGUAUUACUGUAACAUCUGCCAUCUAUUUGACAAAGACAAGAAGCAGUACCACUGCCAGCCCUGUGGGAUAUGCAGAAUUGGCCCAAGAGAGAAAUACUUCCAUUGUACGAAGUGCAAUUUAUGUUUAGCCACUGAUCUUAAAGAUAAUCACAAGUGUGUUGAGAACGUCUCCAGGCAGAACUGCCCUGUGUGUAUGGAGGACAUCCACACGUCCAGAAUAGGGGCUCAUGUGCUCUCUUGCGGCCAUCUGCUACACAAAACAUGCUUUGAGGACAUGUGCAGAACUGGUGCUUACCGCUGUCCCCUCUGUAUGCACUCUGCCUUUAACAUGGAGGAGUUCUGGGAACAGAGAGAUUUGGAAAUUGCCCAGUCUCCCAUGCCCACAGAGUACCAGGACACUAAAGUAAAGAUCAUAUGCAAUGACUGCCAGGCUCAUUGCACUGUUGCCUUCCACGUGUUGGGCAUGAAGUGCAGCACCUGUGGCUCUUACAACACGGCACAGGACGGCGGGCUGAUUGCGCCCCCUGCUGUAGACGCACGACAGCCUGCGGAGCAGCCGCUUGAAGAAGAGACCGACACGCAGCACCACGAGUGACGUUUAGGCUCAGAAAUCAUCUCCCAGUUAAGCUUUUAUAGAACUGACAUAUAGAAAUACAAACUCUUCUCACUCACUGCUUGUACAACUGCUCUCAUUUUUUUUGCUGGAUUAAACUGGAUGAGAACUUUUUUUGAGCCUUUUUUUAAUUUUCUGUGAUGGAAACCGACUUAUCUAGCACAGUAAGAUUUGCAACAUAUAUUUCACAUUUUUUGAAUAUUUCACAUGCAUUUUGUCAUAACGAAUGUUAAAGAUAAUUCUGUGCUUUGAGGAUAAACUAUUACUUAUCUGCUUUAUGAAUGAAUUCUUUGACUGAAUCCUCAUUAUUUAUCAAGAUUUUUAUUUUAAAGUAUCAACAUGAGCUCGGGGACAGUUGACAUCAUUGCCGACCUUUUGUUAAUUUUAAAAUGAUUUAAUGCUGUUUAUUGGUUAAUGCUAGGCAAGAAACAAACCUUGUAUUGCAAAAAGAAAAUCAAAUGAUCAUGUUGCAUAAUAUAUAUUUUUUCCAUUUAAUAAAAAACGGACGUCAUCUUA